Megalops cyprinoides (Indo-Pacific tarpon) is the source of this 2262-nucleotide messenger RNA. RefSeq names its product phosphatidylinositol 4-kinase type 2 beta (gene pi4k2b). Gene Ontology annotation, biological process: endosome organization; Golgi organization; phosphatidylinositol phosphate biosynthetic process. Lineage: Eukaryota; Metazoa; Chordata; Actinopteri; Elopiformes; Megalopidae. The record is from RefSeq and is a predicted model, not a curated record. Gene Ontology annotation, molecular function: 1-phosphatidylinositol 4-kinase activity. Gene Ontology annotation, cellular component: endosome; plasma membrane; trans-Golgi network. The coding region runs from base 198 to 1751 and encodes 517 amino acids. The transcript has 10 exons.
GAGAGGAGGAAGCUAGUAUUUGGUGACGGGUAAUGUGGAUAUGAAAACGAGUGAGAAAGGUUUCAGCUGGCUAACAAGAAAAAGCUGGCGAGGAACCUGAGAACAAAACAAGUCAAUUGGUUGGAAACAAUGGCGACGUGAACCUGAGAGAAGGCAGAGCAUCAGAAAGCGCCGAUUACAACGAACCGUCAGCCAAGAUGAUGGCAGAAUGCGACCCAAACGAGAAUGUGUCGGCGGCUGACAUCGCAGGGUCAGAAGAAAAAGCCAACUUUCCCUCGCAGGAGUUUCCGUCUGUGCUUUUUGACAGGACUGGGGCCGAUCAGACGCUCAAAAUAAAUCCGGGAGGCGCGGUUCGGGUUUCGGAAUCAAGUGAAAGUGUUCUCACAGAGCUGGAAGCGGAGGGGUCCGGAGAAGAGGAACUCUUAUUACCGGGACCGGCGGGCAACGUAUCCCCAAGAGGAGGCAAAGAAAAGCGCACAAGACGAAACAGACUCAGCUCAUCCUCAGAUAAAGAGAGCUUCGCCUCGCCAGAGCGCAGCGAAGCAUUCGAACCCUCCCUGUCUGUGUUCCCGGCGACAGGCAGCGGCACCGGGGAGGUCAACCAUUUUCCCGAAGAUCCCGAGUUCGCCGAGAUCGUCCAAAGAGCCGAGCAGGCCAUCGAGAACGGCAUUUUCCCGGAGAGGAUCUCCCAGGGUUCCAGCGGCAGCUAUUUCGUAAAGGAUCCCAAAGGGAAAAUAAUUGGGGUGUUUAAACCAAAAUCUGAGGAGCCUUAUGGACACCUUAACCCCAAAUGGACCAAAUAUUUCCACAAAGUGUGCUGCCCGUGCUGUUUUGGGAGGGGCUGCCUGGUACCGAACCAGGGCUACCUCUCGGAAGCAGCAGCCUCACUCGUUGACCAAAAACUGGGGUUAGAGAUUGUGCCCAAAACCAAGGUGGUGUUUCUCGUCAGCGAAACGUUUCACUAUAGUGCAAUUGAUCGUGCAAAAUCAAGAGGAAAGAAGUACGCUUUAGAGAAAGUUCCCAAAGUGGGCAGAAGGUUUCACAGAGUGGGCUUGCCUCCUAAGGUGGGCUCUUUUCAGCUCUUUGUAGAGGGCUACCAUGAAGCAGACUUCUGGCUCAGGAAGUUUGAGGCAGACCCCCUCCCGGAGAACAUGAGAAAGCAGCUGCAGUCGCAGUUCGAGAGACUGGUGGUGCUGGAUUACGUCAUCAGGAACACAGACCGAGGAAAUGACAACUGGUUGAUCAAGUACGAGAAGCCUGGUGACGCGGACGUCUCCGAGAAGGACACUGAAUGGACUGUGAAAAAAGACUCCGCUAUUAAAAUAGCGGCAAUAGACAAUGGACUGGCUUUCCCGUUCAAGCACCCAGACGAGUGGAGAGCCUAUCCGUUCCACUGGGCGUGGCUGCCCCAGGCCAAGGUCCCCUUCUCACAGGAGACGCGGGAGCUGGUGCUCUCCCGGAUUUCGGACAUGAACUUCGUGCAGGAUCUCUGUGAAGACCUCUACGAGAUGUUCAAGACCGAUAAAGGAUUUGACAGGGCUACGUUUGAAAAACAGAUGUCUGUAAUGAGAGGACAGAUUCUGAACCUCACCCAGGCGUUGAAGGAUGGCAAGAGCCCCAUCCAGCUGGUGCAGAUGCCCCGCGUGGUAGUGGAGCGCAGCAGCGGGGGCAGCCAGGGCCGGGUGGUGCAGCUGGGCAACGCCUUCACCCAGACAUUCCACUGCAAGAGGCCCUUCUUCACCUCUUGGUAGAGGGGCUGGACGCUGGGAAAGAGUCUGGAUUUUGGGGCCUAGCGGAACCGCUCCGGCCCAGCUCAAGACUGCUCACCUGUAAGGGCAGCACUUGGAAUUAAAAGGGAGCCAAUGUGUCAGGAAGACGGCGGAAGCUUCCAAACUGCCAAAACGUUUGAAAAAGAAUGAAAGCUGUAGAAGGAAUUAAACUUGAACAUCAAGGAAAAACGGUUGAAUGUAAUUGCAAGUUUACAGUUUUUAAGUCUCUUCUGGACAUUUCAGUGUAAAAGAAUACUGCUGUUGACAAUAGUAUUUUUAUACAAUGAAUGUAUUUGCUGAUUGACCUGUAUUUAAAUGCUAGCUGCAGUAUACUGUACUCCUGGAUCCAGGUACUGGAGAGGGAAGGGGAGCGCUUAUCUGACUCCUUUUCUCGUGGCUUGGGAAGGAUUGGCACACCCAUUUGGACAACUUCAGUUCUCAACUCCCAUAUGCGUCUUGACCUUUUUAUUCCUAAGAAAAAAAUGAUUGUAUA